GAUCACUAGUUCAAACACUUUCACAUCCAGGCUUACAACAAGGUCUUUGAGAGCACAGAUUAGCUAACAAGUAGUCCUACUCAUCAAAGACGAGAACGAUUCUGAGUGUAUAUCAGCGUAAAAAUCUGUGUAUAAAUGUUUGAAAUAAGCAGAAAAGCAUUACAUCUCACAAGCUUAGCAAAAUUCAAAAUAAGAUGAUCAAGAAUCUUAACAUAAUUGCCAGAGAGAUUGAUAUCAAGAAUAACAGAAGUGAAAAAUAGCAGGGCAGAGUUUAAUGAUUUUAGAAUAUAUAUUCUCUUAACCCAGAUUUUGGAUUUGCAACUUGACACUAAUAUUGAAGCUUCCACAGACCUACAAAUUCCUGAGAUAUUUAAAGACAGCAUCCUCCAAGUUAUUCCACCGAAAAACACCAGGGUGAUUGAAGCCUGCUGAAAUGUUUAGAAAGUCUAUGAAAAGUUGACAAAGAUACUAGCUUCUUAAUAUGAACUAGUCAUUAUACCCCCUUAUUCUUUCAUUGUUUGCUUGCCUUGAAAGAGUAGUAAAAUGCUCAAAAUACAUUGUAUUUAUCCUAGAAAAUUUGUUGCAAUACAGAGACAAUGCAUUUCCUGUUUUAAAAUUCCAAACUUCUAGAGAAUGCUAGUGAAGAUUAAUCAAAGGAAAGAUAUUGACAAGCUUGGUCAGCUUAGUAAGGUCAUUGCAUUCUUGAUUCUUGACAAGUCAAAGAAAUCCUUUUCUAAAAUGUUCGAAGAGAAGAUUCCUCUAAAAUACUCGCCAUCUGUCAAAAUUUUGGAUAUUAAUGAAGGUGUAUUAAUCAGAGCUCCUGAGCUAAUAGAAAAUAUGGUUGAAUACCUUCGAAAAUAAUUGAAAGAAGCUGAAAAACUGCCAUUCAAUAGUUUCAAGAAUCAUGGGAUUAACCAGAACAGCUUCAUCUCCUCUUUCAAAAGCUUCCAGCUAUGAUGAUCAAGAAAACUCAAAUGUACCACCUUUUUCUUACCUAGGAAAUUUUGUCGGAAGCGACUCAUCAGAUUAUCAAAGAGCAGCUUUUGAUAUAAAAUUUUCCUGAACUAAGCUCAAAUCCAAAAAAAUAAAAGAGUUAAUUCCUAACGAGAAAGUCGCAGAAUUUGUAUUCAACGGAGAUUACCUAGACACUCUUAAAAUAACAUCCAUGAAGAUAGCGAUGAAAGCAUUAGUGAGGAAGAAGACAAAGAAGAUAGCCCUCCUGGUCGGGACCUCCCGCCAACCAAUAUUUCAAACCUGCUUAAUUCAGUCAAUAAUCCUAAAUAUGAGACAAGUAAUGGAAACCUUUUGGCUACUUAGACUAAUCUCAAGUUUCUCAAGAAAAUUAGCAAAUCAUCAAUGGUUGAAGUCCUUUACAUUUUAAACAAAUUAAUGUUUGGAACAAAGAAAAAUCAAGUCCAAGAUAGGCUAAGAAAAUCUGGCAUAAUCACUACCAUUAAUAAGCUAUACUGUCUUCUCCAAAAGACGAUGGAUUACUCUACGUGACUCGGAAGAGAUACGAAAGUUCAAAUCCUCAAACUUGCAAUCAACUAUCUUGCCAGAAAUUCACCUAACUUAGAUAAUAAACUUCAGUAAAUAUCAUGAGAUGAACUAAUCCUUUUAUUAAAGCAAGAAAUAGCGCCAUGAUUGCUUCAUCACUACAUAGAAAUCGAUAAAGAAGCACAAAAGUACGCUAUAAAUAUUUUAGUUCUCUCUUCCUCUACUCACCUUAAAAAGUCAGAGGAUUACUGUGAGGAAAACCUUGCUAACCUUAAAUUGGAUUUCAAAUCUAUCAAAGAAAAUAGGGGUUCAUCAGUAAGGUGAUUUCUUCCUUUAUUAAUGCAUAUUCAUCAAGUAUCAAUACAUCAAAUCUUCGUUACUGGAAAACCUCCUGUAUUGAGUCCUUUGUACGAGGUGCAAAUCCAUUUUUCCAGCUGUUCAUCAUGCGGACAUUCUAACAAUAGAGACUCAUGACAACCAGAACUUACAGACAGCCCUAGAUAUUCUUGGGGAAUUAGUCAAGUUUAAUAAAAGAAACAUUCUCUUGCUAGAAGCUCAGAUCCGUCCAAGCGAUAUGCAGAAGUUUCUUGAUAAAUGACUCCGCCAUCUUAUUGACUCAAAUGUAUUCUUGAGAAGCAUCUUACUCACUAUGCUUAAGUGACAAGCGAAUGAACCCAGUCAGGAAGAACUGUUUAAUGCAGAUAAAGGAUUCAUAAAGAAUUCAAAAAUUUAUUCAUUCGUAAGCACUAAGAUUCCUGAAAUUAUUAAUGGUAUUCUGUCGAAUCUAACAGUUGAAAGAAUCUCACAGACAACCUUGUUAUGCCUCAACACUGUUAUAAUUACAAUAAAAUUUAUAUCUUCAUGAUGUCCAAAGAAUUAGGAAAGUUGGACAUGGUAAAAUCAAUUCUAGAAUCUCCAGAGAUAAAAUUAAACUUCCUUGAUCUACUCAAAGGGUGGGAGUACUCCUACUGCUAUAGACCGAGAGAUGAGCAUUCUCUACAAUUUACAACAGGAAUCGAGUUCAGCCAAUUUGUCAAAAUUAAACUAUUAAAAGAGUUAGAAGUAGCCUCAUAGUCUAAACCGAGUUAGUUUACGCAUGAUUGCCUAAAAUAGGAUCAAAUAUU
Messenger RNA from Moneuplotes crassus, 2621 nucleotides. The record is from the annotation of a GenBank genome assembly. NCBI's taxonomy places the organism in Eukaryota, Ciliophora, Spirotrichea, Euplotida, Euplotidae.